AUGCCAAGAGGCUGCAGCGUCCCCGGCGGACGCUGUCGCGACGAAGCCGAGCGAGGGGCGGGUGACCCGGAGCCAGGCAGGGCGGGGACAGGCGGCGACGUCCAAGACGGCCGCCAGGAAGCCGGCGGCCACGGCGGCGGUGGGGACGGCGCGGAGAGGGGGCAGGAAGCACCGGGGGGGCGGAAAGGGGCGGGGCCAUCCGGCAGGAAAGGGGUGAGGCCGUCCGUCAGUAAAGGGGCGGGGCCGUCGGUCAGGAAAGGGGCGGGGCCGUCGGUCAAGAAAGGGGCGGGGCCGUCCGUCAAGAAAGGGGCGGGGCCGUCCAUCAAGAAAGGGGCGGGGCCGUCGGUCAAGAAAGGGGCGGGGCCGUCGGUCAGGAAAGGGGCGGGGCCGUCGGUCAGGAAAGUGGAUUCGCAGAAGGGAGCGUCGCCGUCAAGGGAAGGGGGAAAGUCGGGGAGGGUGGCGGAGGAGUCGAAGGCCGACGGAGGCGACGACGAGGAGGAGGGGCCUCAGGAGGCCGCUGCCGUGCCGAGGAGCGGCGGGGGAAGAGCGAAGGGGGCCAAGGCCACGGGGGGAGAGGCGGCGACAAAGGGAGAGGCGGUGAAGAUGAAGCAGAAGAGGAGGAGGGGAGAGGAGGAGGGAGAGGGGGUGAAGCAGAAGGAGGGAGAGGCGGUGAAGAAGGGAGAGGCGGUGAAGGAGGCGGUGAAGGAGGGAGAGGCGGUGAAGGAGGCGGUGACGGAGGGAGAGGCGGUGAAGAAGGCGGUGAAGGAGGGAGAGGCGGUGAAGAAGGAGGUGAAGAAGGGACAGGCGGUGAAGCAGAAGGAGGGAGAGGCGGUGAAGAAGUUGGUGAAGAAGGGAGAGGCGGUGAAGAAGGAGGUGAAGGAGGGACAGGCGGUGAAGCAGAAGGAGGGAGAGGCGGUGAAGAAGGCGGUGAAGAAGUUGGUGAAGAAGGGAGAGGCGGUGAAGAAGGAGGUGAAGGAGGGACAGGCGGUGAAGCAGAAGGAGGGAGAGGCGGUGAAGAAGGCGGUGAAGAAGUUGGUGAAGAAGGGAGAGGCGGUGAAGAAGGCGGUGAAGGAGGGACAGGCGGUGAAGCAGAAGGAGGGAGAGGUGGCAGCUGCGGCCGUGAAGCCAGACGCUCCGUCGAAGAUGCAGCAGAGGAAGAAGCAGCAGAGGAAGAAGAAGCGGGAGGGGGUGGAGGAGCCGAAGAAGCCGAAGAAGGCGGCGGUGUCGCCGGCCGUGGCGGCGGGCGACACCGCCGCCGCCGCCCCGGCAGGGACGCCGCCGCCGGGCAGCGCCAACGGGAAGAUCCCCGGCGGGAAACACCGCCCCCGGAGCGAGGGGGGCGCCGGGCCGCCCGCCAAGCGGCCCAAGGUGGCGACGGAGAGCUCCGGCGCCGGCGCCGGCGCCGGCGCCGUGGCCACGUUGGCGACGCCGGCGGCGGUGCCCAAGAAGCCCGGGGCGAAGUCGGGGCGCGGGCCGCAGCGGCGAGGGGCGGCGGCGGCGGCGGCGGAGGCCGCAGCCGCCAAGCCGCCGAGGGGCGGCAAGGAGAUGUGCCGCUCCUGCUUCGCGCUCUUCAACGGCGCCGACGAGUUGAGCCGGCACCGCGGCCCCGCCGCCGGCGCGGCCUCCUUCCCGUGCGGCCACGCGGGCUGCCGGUACGUCGCCGCCGACCGGCGCUCGCUCACCAACCACCGCAUCUCGGACCCCUGGUACAGCCGCUGGCGCCUGUGGGACAGCGGCGAGGCCCGCGGGAGCGGGCGGCGGCGCCAGCGCUGGGCCGAGGCGGCGGGGGAGACCGUCGCCACCGACGGCCGCCGCCUGCCCGGCCUGAGGCCCCGGUGGUCGGAGCCGCUGGCCGCGGUCGCGGCCGCCAAGGGAACGUUCUCGUCGGGGAAGGCGGCGGCGGCGACAGCAAAGAAGACGCCGCCGUCGACGACGACGCCGCCGCAGUCCCGGACUUCGCCCCCGAGCCAGCGGCAGCGCCGACGUCGCCGGCCGCAGCCGGCGGCGGCGGCGGCUGCGGCGUCGGCGCGGCUCCGGCCGUCGUCGUCGUCGCCCGAGACGGCCGAGUCCCUGCUGAACGCCAUCGCUCGCGACUUCAGCCCCGCGCCGUCCUCACCGGACUCCGGCGGCCUCUCGGACGCCGGAGGAGACGCCGUGGACGGCGCCGGUGGCGCCGGGAACGAGAGGGGAGCGCGGCGUCCCAGCGGGUCGGUCGAGGGGUCGACGGCGGCGGCCAAGAAAAGACGGCGGGGCGAGGAGGAGGCGGCGGCGGAGGAGGAGGAGGCGGGCGACGAGAAGCGGCAGCGAUGCCGGGACGAGGCCAAGGCGGGCGACGAGGAGCCGCUGCCUUGGCCGCACCAGGAGCGGGGGGCGGAGCAGCUGGAGGAGGAGGAGGAGCGGGAGGAGAGACGGCAGACGGCAGAGGGGGAAUGCCGGGAAGCCGCCGUGAUGAACACUGCGGGGGAAUGA
This is a messenger RNA of Petromyzon marinus (sea lamprey), 2469 nucleotides long. The record is from RefSeq and is a predicted model, not a curated record. NCBI's taxonomy places the organism in Eukaryota, Metazoa, Chordata, Hyperoartia, Petromyzontiformes, Petromyzontidae.